AUGUAUCGGGCCGCGGUCAGUCUCAAGCGUAAAUUUGGAGGACCACAAACGUAUGCGAAGCCUAGACCUGUUUCUCCACCAUGUCUCACUGGCAGAGAGAAUCCUUUUGUGGAAAAUAUUGUCGAAGACGAAGGGGCACCCUCAGAUAUCCAGAUGGAAUUAGAAGUUCCACAAGGCCGAGAUUUCGAGAUAACAGCAAAAAGUGUUCGACGAAUUGAAAGCAGCGAACGAUCGACGCCAAUACGUGACUUGUGCGUACCAGGACGUGACGCCUGCAUAUCUGUGGACAACUGUGUCAAGUUUUGGCAAAUUCAGGCGAAUCCGCCCUUCAAAAAGCUGGAUCUCACAAAUUUAUGUUCCUUGAACCGUUUUUUAUUCCAGAGGAUGACGGAACCUGCCGACCAAAUCAAAAGCUACUCCAUCCGCCUAAACCAAAACGCUGGACGGGAUGAAGAGUUGCUCAAUCUACCAGAAGAAAUAGAAAGGAUCCUUAGAGACUUCGGUGAAGACAUGAUGGGGUUCGGGCACGAGGAGUUAGACCAAUGGAGACCUGGACUUGAAUCAGUCUUUAUUUUACAGAAACCUUGGAGAUACCGAAAAGGAAAGGAUGGAAGCGCUGGCUGA
Cylicocyclus nassatus is the source of this 624-nucleotide messenger RNA. The record is from the annotation of a GenBank genome assembly. NCBI's taxonomy places the organism in Eukaryota, Metazoa, Nematoda, Chromadorea, Rhabditida, Strongylidae.